Spodoptera littoralis (African cotton leafworm) is the source of this 1779-nucleotide messenger RNA. NCBI's taxonomy places the organism in Eukaryota, Metazoa, Arthropoda, Insecta, Lepidoptera, Noctuidae. The record is from the annotation of a GenBank genome assembly.
AUGAAGUUGCUGUCAAGUUUAUUGUUUGUGCUGAUGAUACUCCACUGUUCCUAUGCACCACCUGUGACUCCAGAUAAGUCCAACGAGCAAGACAGCGAAGUCAAGGAUGACCUGGAGGAAUACAUGGAAUACCACAGGUACCUAAAGGAAGUUGUCCAAGCUCUGGAGAGUGAUCCUGACUUCAGGGAGCGAUUGGAAAAGGCUAACGAAGACGAUGUUCGAUCUGGAAAGAUAGCUGAACAGCUGGACUUUGUUAAUCACAAUGUAAGGACAAAAUUGGACGAAAUCAAACGACGCGAGUUGGACAGACUACGUCAUUUGGCUACUAAGCAAUUUGAAUUGACGAAUAAUUUGGAACAACACCCAGGACAGGUCGCUACAAACGAACAUUUGGAUCAUAAUAACCCACACACAUUUGAGAUUGAGGAUUUGAAAAAACUUAUUAAGAAGACUACUGCUGACUUAGAAGCUGCUGACAAAAAGCGGAAAGAAGAAUUUAAGGAAUAUGAAAUGCAAAAGAAAUUUGAGGAACACCAGAAAGUAGAGGGCAUGGAGGAGGCUCAGAAGAAGGAGUACUUGGAGAAAGCUAAGCAAGAGGAAGAGGCUAUUAAACACCACAAGCCGCUUCACCACCCCGGUUCUAAGCAACAACUGGAGGAAGUGUGGGAGAAACAAGAUCAUAUGGAACAACAACAAUUUGAUCCCAAAGCAUUCUUCAUGAUGCAUGAUGUUGACGGCAAUGGCGUUUGGGACGCUGACGAGGUGAAGGCUCUGUUCAUCAAGGAGCUAGACAAGUUGUAUGGCCCCGGAGGACCGAACAAGGACUUGCAUGAGAGGGCUGAGGAAAUGGAGAGGAUGCGAGAACACGUCUUCAAAGAAAACGACAAGAACCGUGACGGUUUGAUCGACUUCAACGAGUUUAUGACUGAGACGCAGAAGGCUGAGUUCAACCAGGACGAAGGAUGGAAGACUCUGGAAGAGAAUCAAGUUUACACUCAGGCCGAGUACGAAGAGUACGAGAGGAGGCGGAUGGAUGAAAUGAGGUACCUGCAGCAGCGUGGCUUGGUUGAUGCCCACGGCCAACCGAUCCCCGGCGCUCAGCAUCAAAUUCACCAGGCGCUCCAACAAUACCGGGCUUACCAACACCAACAGGCUUACCAACAACAAGUAGCACACCAGCAACAGUUCCAAGGCCAACAGCAGUACUACCCGCCCGGACCUCAAGGUCAAAUGCCUCCAGGACAGGUGCCUCCCUACCAACAACAUCCCUCGCAAUAUCAACAAGGACAACCGCAGUACCAACAAGGACAGGGACAAUACCAACAGCCACCUCAAGGCCAAUACCAACAGGUACCUCAAGGCCAAUAUCAACAAGCCCCCCAGGGACAGUACCAACAGCCACCCCAAGGACAAUACCAACAGCCACCCCAAGGACAAUACCAACAGCCACCCCAAGGACAAUACCAACAACCACCGCAGGGCCAGUUCCAACAACCACCCCCAGCUCAAUACCAAGGCCAGCAGCCUCAGGGACAACAAGCUCCCGUAGCACAAGGGCAAGCGCCGCCACAGGCUAACGUAAAUCAAGCUCAAGUGCCGUCUGUUCAGCCGGUCCAGGCUCAAGGACAGGCGCAGCCCAGCCAAGGCCAGGCCCAGCAGGUGCCAGUGCAAGCUCAAGCUCAGGUCCCUGCACAGGCCACCCACCAAGUUCCCCAACAAGCUCCCCCACAAGGACAAGCCCCACCAGUACCAGCACAAAACGUAGGAGCUAAUCAUUAG